Vigna unguiculata (cowpea) is the source of this 2276-nucleotide messenger RNA. Its product is annotated as Rubisco methyltransferase family protein. Gene Ontology annotation, molecular function: protein-lysine N-methyltransferase activity. Gene Ontology annotation, cellular component: chloroplast stroma. The record is from RefSeq and is a predicted model, not a curated record. Lineage: Eukaryota; Viridiplantae; Streptophyta; Magnoliopsida; Fabales; Fabaceae. Gene Ontology annotation, biological process: peptidyl-lysine monomethylation.
UGUAAACCAAAUUCUCAUCUCCUUUUCAUAGUCUUAUCUUUCCCACUGCAUUGACAGGAACCAUACUUACAAUACUCCAAAUAUCUCUUUAAACCAAUCUCUUCUACAAACACUUCUUCUUGCACCAGAACUGAAACCCAAUUUCGUUAAACCCUAACCCCAUGGAACUCUCGCGUCUCUUUGUUUCCGACACGUGCUUCUUCUCCCCUCCGAUUCGCUAUUCCCCUGCGCCGGCACUAUCCACCUUUUUCGCCGUAAACCUCCGUUUUAACCAACGCCGGAGGAGGAGCUUUUGCUCUGCCUCCAAUCAUGAUACCUUACUUGCAGGCGGCGGUCCUGUAGUCGCCGGCGACGGAGAGAAGCACGAGGAGGACUUGAAAUCUUGGAUGCACAAACACGGCCUCCCGCCGUGCAAGGUUGUUCUGAAGGAUAAACCUUGCCACAAUGGUCCCCAUAAGCCUAUACAUUACGUUGCAGCAAAUCAAGAUCUUCAGGUUGGCGAUGUUGCAUUCUCCGUUCCUAAUUCCUUGGUUGUUACGCUGGAGAGGGUAUUGGGGAACGAGACUAUUGCUGAGCUAUUGACAACAAACAAAUUGUCCGAAUUGGCGUGCUUGGCAUUAUAUUUGAUGUAUGAGAAAAAACAGGGGAAGAAGUCUUUCUGGUAUCCAUACAUCAGGGAGCUUGAUCGUCAACGAGGUAGGGGCCAGCUGUCAGUGGAAUCACCUCUUCUAUGGUCAAAAUCUGAGCUGGACUACCUGUUAGGAAGUCCAAUUAAGGAUGAAGUUAUUGAAAGGGUAGAAGCAAUAAGAAAAGAGUAUAACGAACUCGACACAGUAUGGUUCAUGGCAGGAUCUCUGUUUCAGCAAUAUCCGUAUGACAUUCCCACUGAGGCUUUUUCAUUCGAGAUUUUCAAACAAGCCUUUGCUGCUAUUCAGUCUUGUGUGGUGCAUUUACAGAAAGUUAGUUUAGCUCGGAGAUUUGCUUUAGUUCCCCUGGGACCUCCUUUAUUGUCCUACCAAAGCAACUGCAAGGCAUUGUUAACUGCUGUUGAUGGUGCUGUUGAGCUUGCAGUUGAUCGCCCAUAUAAAGCUGGGGACCCGAUUGUCGUCUGGUGUGGCCCACAACCUAAUUCAAAGUUACUAAUAAACUAUGGUUUUGUUGAUGAGAAUAAUUCCAAUGAUCGUCUAAUAGUUGAGGCAGCUUUAAAUACUGAAGAUCCACAAUAUCAAGAUAAAAGAAUGGUGGCUCAAAGAAAUGGAAAGUCAUCAGUUCAAGUUUUUCGUGUAUAUUGUGGGAAGGAAAGGGAAGCUCUCUUAGAUAUGCUUCCUUAUCUGCGUUUGGGCUAUGUUUCAGAUCCUUCUGAGAUGCAAUCUGUCAUCUCCUCCCAAGGUCCAGUUUGUCCUGUAAGCCCUUGUAUGGAACGGGCUGUGUUGGACCAGCUGGCAGAUUAUUUCAAGACUCGGCUCGCUGGGUACCCUACAACAUUGGCUGAAGAUGAAUCUAUGCUGGCGGAUGUUAAUUUGAAUCCAAAGAAGCGAGUUGCUACCCAAUUUGUUAGGCUGGAAAAAAAAAUGCUGCAUGCCUGCUUGGAUGCAGCAACUGAUUUCAUAAACCAGCUUCCAGAUGACAGUAUAUCUCCCUGCCCUGCUCCCUAUGCACCUUUAUUAAAAUGAAAGGAACUGGACGUCUGUACUGUACAAAUAUAUGGAUUUGGUGAACCAGAUUAGACUUCUUGAAGUUUGAUUUUGGAAAACCAUGAUGCAUAGGACCAGGAAAUUUCUGAAUAAUAUGAUGGAUUUCGUAGGUCAAUUACAAUCAUAUAUUUGAAUCACAGCUCAAUGAACAAUGAUGCAAGAAUUCUGGAUUUAAAAGGUUACGGCUGUGCUUCAUUCCCUGGGUAAGUAAGGAAGCAUCAUUGCUCAAAUUUUUGUUUCACCUUACUGUAGUUGCACUGAUCCUUAUAUUUGAGUGUUGGAACGACAACUUCUGUAAAUGGAAACUUGAAUCACAAUAUCUAAUUCAAUUGUGUAUAUAGUUCUAUUAAUUUUGUACGUCAAGUCAUCUGAUUGUAGUUUACUUAAAAAAAUGUUUGAAAAUGUUAGAAGUCACAAAAGUUAUAUUACUGUAUAAUGUUACGAAUGUAGGGAUAGGCUAUUGUACUUUUCAUCUAUUCUUCCCAGAAACCAGCUAAUGUGGUUUUCACACGGUAGGCUUGGUUGCAGUUUUAUUGUCAGCAAAAGAAAAAAAAUUAUAUAUGAAAAACCAAAUACAGAUAA